This is a messenger RNA of Drosophila sechellia, 2032 nucleotides long. RefSeq names its product Radial spoke binding protein 15 (gene Rsbp15). The transcript is spliced from 4 exons. The record is from RefSeq and is a predicted model, not a curated record. NCBI's taxonomy places the organism in Eukaryota, Metazoa, Arthropoda, Insecta, Diptera, Drosophilidae. Gene Ontology annotation, molecular function: protein binding. The coding region runs from base 688 to 1953 and encodes 421 amino acids.
CUCGUAUAUAGUGUUUUAACUAUAUAGGGCUACCCUACCAAAAACGAAAGUAUUUUGUUUUGGCGCUAACUUUGUGAAAUUACCAAGUUUCAGGGUUAAAGAUCAGUUGAAAGAACAGAAAAGGAAAGCGGUUCAAUGGAUUUGGAUAAAGAAGAAUCCACCAAGAACCCUGUUGAUUUCCUAUACCGGCUGAAUACGAAAUUAGGCAAUGCUAAUUUCCGAUACACACCCACUUUCGUUGAAAGGUACAAAGGUGCAUUUUACCCACAUGAAACACAAGUACACAUUACAAUUUUCUCACCUUCAUAUUACAAAGUAAGUGUGGACUUUGGGAAUUUUCAGGGACACGUGUGAGACAGUUUUUUGAAACAUUUAAGCUCAUGGAUCAAAUAGUGUAUAAAUAACGUAUUAUUGUUUUUCACAAUUUAAACAUUUGAACCACCUUUUUUGCUACCGCCAUCUAUGUCAAGUAAACAGAACUAAACUUUUUACAUCAGCAAGGUAGUUUGCAGUCAGUCCGUGUAAAAAUCAUUGUCGAGCGCUGUAAGUUAUUAUUUUGAUUUGCUCUUAUCGUAGUAGACCGGUUAAAAGGCAUUUCAAAGCUGAUCCAUUUCCUAAUUAUUAUAUUAUUCUCAGCUAAACUGUUCAAAAUUAUAGAAUUUUGCAUCAUACUUUUGAAAAACAAAGAUGAAUUACCUGAUUCAGCGUGGGAAGAUGCGCCAACAGGCGAUUAAUGUUCCGGAGGGUCUGCCGGAACUUUUAUCAGAUGUUACACGGGAGGUGCUAAGGUGUCAGCCGAAGAAGGAGUGCCUCUGCCAGUUCAUCAUCGACUAUCUGCAUUCGGUGAUAGUGACAAGGGAAAAGGCUAUGGUGGCCAAGACCAUUUUGGACCGCUCUCUACGCCAGGUGGACAGCAUAAUAUCGGACCUUUGUGUCUGCGAUCUCUCCAAGGAGAAGUCCGAGUUGAUGGGCCAGGUACUAGAGGACUGUUUCCGUAACUUCCUCGAGAAACGACGCUGCGAGAUGCGGCGUGGCAAGCAGGCGAUUAACUUCGAGGAUGUGGACAUCCUAGAGGAACUGCUGCAGAAGUGCAAGUUCACCGACGAGGAGCUGGUCAUGUCACGGCCGGCCAUCGAGAGUGCCUACAAGCGCUUCGUGGAUGCCUAUAUGUCCGCCGAACGUGGAGCAGAUGGAACGGAGCUGCUCUACCAGUACUUCCGAGACAGGGAACUGAAGCGCAUCAACGAGGCCACGCGAAACCAGGCAGCCAUCACGAUCCAGGCGGCUUGGCGUGGAUACUGGGUUCGCCUCCAGUUCCCGCAAGAAGUUUGCGUAUGCGUCUGCGCAGCGGAAAAAGAGGACGACGGGGAGGAACAGCGCAGGCAACAUGCUGCGAGCGUUCUUCAGAGGUUCUUCCGCAAGGUUAUGUUGCGCGUGGCUACCAAGCCAAUCGUAGACCCCUGUGCCGAACCAACUGAACCAACUGAAAUGGGGGCUAGCUCUUCACCGGAUACUGCGAAGGAUGGCUAUGAUGACGUAACUCUCUCGACAGUACCGACAACUGCUGCGAUAACUGCCGGACCAACACCAAUGCCAACUGCUCCCGGAACUGUGCCGCCAUCUGCCCAAGGUACUGCUCCGGCCACGGCCAGAACCUCGGCCACCGCUUUAGCAGAGCCAGAAGCUCAUGAUGAGGCAGCGGAAGCUCAGCCAGCGGAGGAAGCUCCUGCAGCAGAGGCGCCUGCGGAUGAAGCAGCACCUCCUUCGGCUGAGGAGGCUGCACCACCGCCAGCAGAAGAGGCUGCACCGGAAGCCGCCGAAGAGCCGGCACCUGCACCACCACCAGAAGAAGCAGCGGCACCGCCACCGCCCGCUGAGGAGCCCGCUCCGGCAGAGGAGGCUGCUCCUCCCGCAGAAGAAGCCCCCGCAGAGGAAGCUCCCGCAGCUGAGUAGAUGAUACCAUGCUGUGUUUAUUAGUUUUCCCUUAGUUGUUAAAUUGAUGUUAUCUGCAAGUGAAUAAACUGAUCGAAAA